This is a messenger RNA of Anastrepha ludens (Mexican fruit fly), 1802 nucleotides long. RefSeq lists its product as uncharacterized. NCBI's taxonomy places the organism in Eukaryota, Metazoa, Arthropoda, Insecta, Diptera, Tephritidae. Gene Ontology annotation, biological process: proteolysis. The transcript is spliced from 2 exons. The record is from RefSeq and is a predicted model, not a curated record. Gene Ontology annotation, molecular function: aspartic-type endopeptidase activity; nucleic acid binding; zinc ion binding. Bases 24 to 1211 code for a protein of 395 amino acids.
UUGUUAGCGCGAAAGUAACGUAAAUGAGCGGUCGCAGAAGAAGACAGUUGCAAAGCAGCAACCGCGAAGCUGACUUCGAAGUAACUAUGCCGAAUUCUACGCGUCUGGAAGAAGGAGCAGGAGGCAGUACAAAUACCGCAAAAAUUAAUUUUAAUGAUAUCGAGGGAAUAAUUAAAAAAUUCACCGGUGACGAAACUAUGAGCGUGCAGGUAUGGCUGCAAGAUUUUGAGAGCUAUGCCGAAACUUUCCGUUGGACAGAUUUACAGCGUUACGUAUUUUGUAAAAGAUCACUUAGUGGUACGGCAAAACUGUACAUCGAAUGUGAAGCCAAACCUCGCUCAUAUUCUCAGUUAAAAGCUUCGCUAUAUGCGGAGUUUAAGCCCAGAAUUAGCGCAGCUGACGUACAUAGUAAAAUGGCAACAACAAGAAAGAGUCACGACGAAAGCUGCCGUGAAUAUUUGUACAAAAUGAUUGACAUAGCAUCACAAGCAGAAGUGGACGUUCCUUCUAUUAUAAGUUAUGUCAUACAGGGUAUAAACGAUUCGGCAAACGGUAAAGCAAUUUUGUACGGUUCAAAUUCUAUACAGGAAUUCAAAGAAAAACUAAUAAUAUAUGAGAAAAUAAAAAAGAGUGAGAGUCAACCAAAAGAGAAAACGCAGGUUGCUUAUGCGGACAAAAACAAAACAAUGCAAUCAAGAAUUAAAUCACGUUACUGUUUUAAUUGCGGUUCGAGAGAGCAUGAGUUUCAUAUGUGUCCUCAAAAAGAGAAAGGUCCAAAGUGCUUCGGAUGUAAUGACUUCGAUCAUAAGCGUAACGACUGUCCAAAAGCAACAAAGUCAUCUCUGGUGAAUGUCGUUUCGGUCAACAAUAUGUGUGUUCCAGUGAAGGUCAACAGGGUCAUCAUCGACAGUUUGCUGGACACUGGAAGCGACAUUUGCGUGAUCAAAGAGUCGGUGAUGAAAAUAAUUAAACCGAUGUCUUUUGACAGAACUAAAUCAAUAUCCGUGGCUGGUUUGGGCUCUAAGGUGCACACUAAAGGUGUCUGCAAACUCAACAUGGAAAUAAAUGGCGAGAUCUACACUGACGUUGAAACUCACAUCGUGAAUGAUAGGUGUAUGAAAUAUAAUCUUUUAUUGGGUGCAAGCAUAAUUCGACAGGCGGUUGUAAAAAUAGAGGCCGGUAAGUUGACGAUGGUGAAAAAGAGCAGUUGAAAAAUACCAUUGUUAGGACAGCGCAUGAAGAUGGCCACUUUCACCACCAAAAGACCAAAGAAAAAAUUGAGCGUGAGUAUUUUAUACCUAACGUAGCCAAAAGAAUCGAUUCGUGCAUCGCUUCCUGUGUGAAAUGCAUCUUAGCAGGGAGAAAACAUGGAAAAAAAAGAGUCUUUUCUCAAUCCCAUACCGAAAGGGGAACAACCACUAGAAACUUUCCACAUUGACCAUUUAGGUCCUUUAUCUACAACAGCGAAGGGGUAUCGAUAUAUUUUCGCAAUGAUAGACAGUUUUACAAAAUUUUGUUGGCUUUUUCCAACCAAAACACUCAACGUCGAGGAAGUUGUCAAAAAGUUUGAAAUAGUGGCAGAUACGUUUGGUUACCCCAACCGAGUAAUCGCAGAUCGUGGCGGCGCUUUUAUUUCAAACGUAUUUAGAUGUUACUGCGAGGAUCACGGUGUAAAGCUUGUGCACAUUACUGCAGGAGUUCCCAGAGGUAACGGUCAGGUGGAGAGGCUGAACUCAACGAUCAUAUCUGUACUAACGAAGCUCUGCGUAGACAAAUUAGAUAAAUGGUUUCAACAAGUGCCU